CUCUUUUACAGCCAUGUCCCGCGUUUGCAUAAUCGGAGCUGGAGCCGCUGGACUCUGUGCCGCGCGUCAUCUCCUUGUGGAACCCUCAGUGGGUCAGGUGGAUAUCCUGGAGCAAGCUGGGCAGCUAGGUGGCACCUGGGUGUAUACAGAGAAAGUUGGCUACGAUGACUUUGGGCUGCCUAUUCACACCAGCAUGUACAAAAGUUUAAGAACAAACCUUCCCAAAGAAAUCAUGGGUUUCCCAGACUUCCCAGUGCCUGAGAGCGACAGGUCGUAUCUCCCCGCCAAGGAAAUGUUGGCGUUUCUGCAGCUGUAUUCUGAUAAACACGGAGUCACUGAACACAUUAAGUUUAAGCACCACGUGCAGCUGGUAAAGCCAAAACAGGGUCGUUCAGGCGAGCUCUGGGACGUGACCUUCAAAGACAUCUCGACUGGCGUUUCGGAGACCAGGGAAUAUGACUAUGUUUUCGUUUGCAACGGCCAUUACAAUACGCCCUUUAUUCCUCAGAUACCAGGACUAAAGGAAUUCCAAGGUGACGUGAUGCACAGUCACGACUACCGUGUACCAGAAAUAUUCUCGGGCAAGAAAGUUCUUGUCGUGGGAGCUGGUCCAUCUGGCAUGGACAUCGCUCUGGAGAUCACCAGUGUUUCCCCCAAAGUCAUACUCAGCCACCACCUGAAGGAGCAACUUAGAACUGUUUUCCCUGACAACUUGGUUCAGAAACCUGAUGUGAUUAGAGUUGAAGGGACUAAAGCGUUCUUCCAGGAUGGAACUGAAGACGAUGUUGAUGUUAUGUUCCUUUGCACUGGCUACAUGUACAACUUCCCGUUUCUCCACGAAUCAUGCGAGAUUGUUGUCGAGGAUAACUGCGUGGAGCCUCUCUAUAAGCACUUGGUCAAUAUUAACCAUCCCACCAUGUGCUUCAUCGGAGUACCCUACUACGUCUGCGCCUUUGCAAUGUUUGACCUUCAGGUCCGUUAUUACGUGCGCGCGAUCAACGGGACUUUUAAGAUGCCAACCCCCGAGGAGAUGACCGCACAAUGGGAAGAGGAGAAGCAAGAACGGGCCGCACGAGGUUACACUAAACGGCAGGCGCAUAUGAUGGGUCCUGAUCAGGCAGAUUACUACGUCACCUUGGCUCUGGAAGGAAAUGUCACCCCUCUUCCUCCUGUCUUCGCCAAGGUCCACAACGACAGCAGUCAGAAGUUCCUUGACAAUCUAACUAACUACCGCCACGAAAUUUAUCGCAUUAUCGAUGAGGACAACUUCACUUGUUAUACUAGUUACUAAGAUUCUAUAUUUCUGUAGUAAGUUCAAUUUUUGGAAUUUAGAUGUUUUUUGUAAAAAUGUUGUACAUACAAUGUUUGUACAUUGUUUUCGAAUGCUAAAAACACAGAACAAUAAAUAGAGUAGAAGUGGUUAGUUAGCGGCUGACGCGUGCCAACUAUAGGUCUCGAAAGAUCUAUCUGAGCCUAGUCCGCCAUUUUCGCUUUGUGUGUUAUGGUCGUGUCAUUUUUUCGUGCAAAUUGUCUAAAAUCCUAGAAUAAUGCUAUAUUGUGCAGUUUUGGAGUGCAAAAAUUAUAGCCGCACCAAUAAUAUUAUCCGUGGUGGAAAGUCUUAUUGUAAUUCAAUUAUUUCUUAUUUUAAUUUUCUCUUUAUCGAAAUAUUUUUUUGUUACAAGAAAUGAAAGUAAAACAUGAACGCUUCUUGUUUGAAGAACUAAAUAAAUAACUCCAAUUCGUCGUCAUUCAACAAUGAACCGCUAGAUGGCAGCACAUUGAUGAAAAUUUCGGUAUAAUAUCAAAACCUCGUAACUUGUAAUAAUAGGUACCUAAUGACGGUUUUGAACUUUCAACGAUAUGUCAAAACGGUAAAGUUUAAAUUAUAUUAACAACCCAGAAUGAUUUUUAAAUUUGAAACUACGGCAAAUCAAUAUCAAGAUUUUGAAGUGUUUUAAAUUAAGCAAUCGAGACUCAAGGCACUUCCAUUGUUUUUUCUUCCGUGGCUAAAAAUUACGCAAUGGUAAAAGACAUUAAAUACUAUCGUCGCUUUUUUUUUUAAUGAAAUGAAAUUUUAUUUGAUUAAUACAUGGUGAACGAAAAAUGGAACAUAGUUUAAUAGAACACAUAUUU
Molecule: messenger RNA, 2133 nt
Organism: Hyposmocoma kahamanoa
Lineage: Eukaryota; Metazoa; Arthropoda; Insecta; Lepidoptera; Cosmopterigidae
Gene: Fmo-1
Product: senecionine N-oxygenase
Exons: 7
Coding region: 14-1291 (425 amino acids)
Molecular function (GO): NADP binding; N,N-dimethylaniline monooxygenase activity; flavin adenine dinucleotide binding
Source: RefSeq, a predicted model, not a curated record